Messenger RNA from Oncorhynchus masou masou (cherry salmon), 630 nucleotides. Its product is annotated as beta-crystallin B1-like. The transcript has 5 exons. Gene Ontology annotation, molecular function: structural constituent of eye lens. Bases 1 to 630 code for a protein of 209 amino acids. Lineage: Eukaryota; Metazoa; Chordata; Actinopteri; Salmoniformes; Salmonidae. The record is from RefSeq and is a predicted model, not a curated record. Gene Ontology annotation, biological process: lens development in camera-type eye; visual perception.
AUGUCCCACUCUGGAGCCCAGGGCAGCAUUGGGAGCCACCCAGCCAUGGGGCUGCGUGCCCACAAAAUGUACCUGUUUGAGUUUGAGAACUUCCAGGGUCGUAUGAUGGAGUGCAUCACUGAGUGCCGUAACCUGUGUGAGAAGGGCUUCGAGAAGAUCGGCUCCAUCAGGGUGGAGUGUGGACCCUGGGUGGGCUAUGAGCAGCAGAACCUGAGCGGAGAGAUGUUCAUGCUGGAGAAGGGAGAGUACCCCCGCUGGGAUACCUGGAGCAACAGCUAUAGGUGUGACCGCUUCAUGUCCGUCAGGCCUGUUCGCAUGGACACCCAGGACCACAAGAUAUGCCUAUUUGAGUGUAAUAACUUUGAGGGCCGUAAGAUGGAAGUUUGUGAUGAGGAUAUCCCGAGUCUGUGGUCCUAUGGCUUCCAGGACCAUGUGGCCAGCAUCCAGGUCACUGGUGGAACUUGGGUUGGCUAUCAGUACCCCGGUUACCGUGGCUACCAGUACGUGUUCGAGUGCGCCGUCUUCAAGCAUUGGAACGAGUGGGGCGCCCACCAUCCCCAGAUCCAGUCCAUCCGUAGAGUGAGGGACAUGCAGACACAUCGCAGAGGCUGCUUUGAGUGGACCGUCUAG